This is a messenger RNA of Diversispora eburnea, 303 nucleotides long. NCBI's taxonomy places the organism in Eukaryota, Fungi, Glomeromycota, Glomeromycetes, Diversisporales, Diversisporaceae. The record is from the annotation of a GenBank genome assembly.
UGUAAAAGCGUAAGUAUUGUAGUCAUUACGUCUCCACCAGACAUAAUUAAGAUCACUAUUUCUUUAACACUCCAAUUCACAGGAAUUUCUGAUAUUGGAUUUCUGUGUAUUAGUAUUUCAGAUGAUACUAUAGUCAACGCUAUAAAUGCGACAAAUAGAAUUAAUAAGUUAAAACUUAAGGAUACUAAUGUGAAGACUCGCACCCAUCCAGUUGGAUUGAGUGAGAUCGUUAACCAAAAAACCUUAACUUUAUCCCCACAAUCUUGUUCGGCCAAUGAGACUAGUAGUCCUAGUACUGAAUAA